Molecule: messenger RNA, 801 nt
Organism: Aspergillus calidoustus
Lineage: Eukaryota; Fungi; Ascomycota; Eurotiomycetes; Eurotiales; Aspergillaceae
Source: the annotation of a GenBank genome assembly
AUGGGAUCUUCAGGCUACUAUCCUUAUGAGCCAAACAGCGCAGGCGCUAUCAUAGCAAUGCUAUGCUUUGGAGGCAGUGCAAUUGCACAUCUUUGGCAAAUGAUCCGAACAAGGACAUGGUUCUUUACAGCUUUUCUAGUCGGCGCUUUCAUGAUGACACUGGGCUACAUCUUCCGAUUGAUUUCAGCCCGCAAGCCCGAUAGCCUCAUGGCCUACAUCUGCCAGUCAAUGUUCAUCAUCCUGCCGCCCUCGCUCUACGCCGCAACAAUCUACAUGAUCUACGGCCGCAUCGUCGUCUGCACGGGGAAGCCACACCUCUCCAUCGUCGCCCCCGCAAAAGUAACAAAGAUCUUCGUGACCGGCGACGUGACGGCAUUCCUCCUGCAGCUCGCCGGCGGCGGCAUGCAAACGAUCGACAGCAUGCGCAACCUCGGGCAAAAGAUCCUGGUCGUCGGCCUCGUCGUACAGCUUAUCUUCUUCGGUUUCUUCCUCGUCGUCUCGGGUACGUUCCAGGUGCGUCUGCGUCGGGCGGGCGUCGGCCACAUCAACGCGCAGUGGCGGCGCCUCUUGCAUAUAUUGUUUCUGGUCUCUUCGCUUGUCAUUGCGCGCUGUGUCUUUCGCACUAUCGAGUACGUCCAGGGGACGGAUGGGUACCUGUAUUCGCAUGAGAUUUAUAUGUAUAUUUUCGAUACGAUUCCGAUGUUCUUUGUGCAGGCGAUCUUCCACUUCUAUCACCCGGGGAACACUCUCGUUGGAAAGUCGGCGCCUAAUGAGGAGUAUAUUAACCUACAGUACGCGUGA